Molecule: messenger RNA, 1400 nt
Organism: Rhopalosiphum maidis (corn leaf aphid)
Lineage: Eukaryota; Metazoa; Arthropoda; Insecta; Hemiptera; Aphididae
Product: nuclear receptor subfamily 2 group E member 1-like
Exons: 7
Coding region: 1-1191 (396 amino acids)
Biological process (GO): cell differentiation; positive regulation of transcription by RNA polymerase II; anatomical structure development
Molecular function (GO): nuclear receptor activity; RNA polymerase II cis-regulatory region sequence-specific DNA binding; zinc ion binding
Source: RefSeq, a predicted model, not a curated record
AUGCAAAACUUCACAGAACAUUCGUCCAACGCCAUUACCAAACCUACAAACAGUCGGAUCCUUUAUGAUAUACCGUGUAAAGUGUGUAAGGACUUUUCGUCCGGCAAACAUUACGGCAUAUAUGCAUGCGACGGAUGUGCAGGCUUUUUUAAAAGAUCUAUUCGGCGUAAUAGACAAUAUAUUUGCAAAUCAAAAUCAGAAGGCGCAUGUCCGGUUGAUAAAACACAUAGAAAUCAGUGUCGAGCUUGUAGACUCCGCAAAUGUAUGCUUUCCGGCAUGAAUAAAGAUGCUGUUCAACAUGAACGCGGUCCUAGAACAUCAACAGUUCGACGACAGCUUCAAGGACUAUGUUACUCUAAAGAUCGAUCUGCAAGUAACUCGCCGCCGCUAGAUUUAACGCCCAAGAGGUCUCCGGAAUGCUCGACCACUUGUUCGACUUCACCUAGCAGAUACAUUCCAGAUUCGCAUUCAUAUUUAUCUGCUUUCCGACCACAAAUGUCAAUGAUGCCGAGAUUUUUAAAUACUAUGAGACUCACGCAAGCAGUUUAUGAGACAGCUGCUUCGAUUUUGGUCACAGUUUCCACGAUCAAAAGUUUUCCGGCUCUGAUGACUCUGCCUUUUGUCGACCAGUUUGAAUUGCUCAGAGAGAGUUGGCACGAACUGUUCAUAUUGACGGCCGCUCAAUAUUUUUCUGACACCGAUAUAUCUCUACUGCACGAAGAACACCGGUCCAAUUUUGGAUCGUCGACAGACAUCGAUGAGCAAAUCGCGGUGUUCAAGGAUACGUUGGCCGCGGUCAAACACCGACAAGUUGAUCCGAUCGAACAAUAUUUGUUGAACGAAAUCGUACUGCUCAAAUCAGAAUCGGUCAAGGGUCGCGGCUGUAGUAGUUCUGAAGACACGGAGACCAUUUUGGGCGGGUUGUCCGUAAAGAGCAAAGAGGCGCUAAGACGGCAUGUGCACCACGUGCAUUUGGCCCGGCCAGACGCGCGAUACGACGAACUGAUCGAGAUAUUGCCCAGCAUCCGGGCUGUGCCGAAAACUACGGUGGUCGAGCUGUUCUUCCGUCGCACCAUUGGCCAAACUCCCAUCGAACCGUUCGUGUGCGGCACAUAUACUAACUAUUUGCAGACGGCGCCGCACUUGCAGACCAUCAUCAGCAAGGCCAAGAUAUGUCAUUGCCUGCAGUGAAGGACGUGGCGAAUACAUGAUGUUAUAUGACGACAUGUGGUGAACUACUUACCUAUUUGUUUUACGCGAGUUUGACUUAAACGCUAAUGUAUAUAUAUAUAUAUGGGUACGUAAUAAUAUUAUUAUUAGGGCUGUAAUAAUUUAUUAUACUAUAAUAUACGAUCCAUAUAUAUAUAUAGUGAUAUUGUACAUAAUUAUAAUAUAUUUUC